UUGACGACACACAAAGCCAUCUGGAUAAAUGUUUUCAUCCAAAAACUUAAGUGAAAACAAAAGCAGCCUUUCUGAUCGAACAGAAAAUGUUUUAAAAUUUCUUGUUUAUUUCGGUAACAACCUGCGUAAAACACAUCAAAACAGAUCAAGGAAUGGAGUGCGAAAAGUGCGACACCGAUAUCAGAGAUGUUGGGGACCUCAAGCAGGAUGCCACCACCCUGGAAAUGGAGCUCGAGGAGGCUCUGUCCUCGAGCAGUGCAGAUGACACUCCACCGGGCAUGAUUGUGGUGGAGACGCGUAUCAGUAACUGGGAUUUGAAGCCCCAUCAGUCCAGCGACAAGGAAGUCUCCAUUCUUGAACCAGAAGUAACCGAAACACCCGCCUGCUCUGUGCCCUUGGGCCUGAAGUCGACUGUCCAUUUCCAAAAGGUGCCGCAACCAAGUCAUCCGAUGGUUAGCACCGAAGCCGCCUUGGCUGCCGCCAAUUGCUCCACCUACGGACCACCCACGCCUCCGCUUAAACCCAAGUGCAUAGUCAGUGGCACAGAGUCCAUAGCCACGUUGAGGCAUUGCAUCGAUGGCACCACGCAGUGCAACAACCUGGGCCUGGGAUACGAGUCCGUGUCUAACGAGUCUAUGCCCUCUGUGGGAUCGCUAGUCUGUCGCAUUUGUCACAAUGCCGAUAAUCCCGAACAACUCGUGUCGCCGUGCUUGUGCAAAGGCUCCCUGACAUAUGUCCAUGUGCACUGCCUGGAGCGUUGGAUUAGCACCUCGCGAUGCACCACCUGCGAGCUGUGCCAGUUCCAGUACAGCACGGAGCAGACAUUGCGGUACACCUGUCUGCAAUCGCUGCGCCUGUGGUAUUCGCGGGCCAUGAGUCGCAGGGCUUUGCAGGAGGAUUGCCAGAUGUUCUCGCUGCUCACCCUGGUGGCCUUUGGCAUUAUUGGCACUCUGCUGGUGGGCAUCCAAUACUACGCCAUGAACACUCACUCCUGGGGUCUGAGCAAACUGUGGACCAAGUCAUGGAUGAUGUUCUUUCUGUUCAUGACGAUUACUGUGUACUUUGCCAACAUUUACAUGCUGAUCAAGUCCCAGCUAACGCCUUGGUAUCGCUGGUGGCAAUCUGCUCGUGAUAUCAAGCUAAUCCUGGAGAAUCGCCGACCCUUCCCUAAUCCAAGUCGCCUGCUGCGAGCUAUCCAAUUGGAAACGGCCUCGACUACAGCCUCCAUGUUCACCCACCACGAUCACCUCGAAGUGCCCGCCCAGAACACAUCCUUAACGGUCAGUUCGAGCGACGAUGAGCCAGCGGAUGAGAAGGCACCACAUAGAUGGGGCGCCCGCCUGGAUAGCGAGGUUCUGGCCGCCGUGGUGGCAGCCACCGUGCAAUCAAUAGCUGACGCCAGUGCCAGCGAGUGCGACAAGAAGGAGCAGGAGCAGGAAGAGCUGGAGCAAAGGCAGAAUCAGCAUCAUCAGCAGCAGCAGCAUCCUCAGCAGCAACCUCAACCGGAAGGCCUCUACUGAAAGGCCAAUGACAAAUACUCUGGGGAUGUGAGAACGGGGACUUGGGCUGGACAAGUAAUUAAGGCUCAAGGGCAAGGAUUUUGCUUGGCUUUCGCUGUUUGCGUGUCAUUUGUUUAAUGUAGUUUCAAUGCUUUUAAUGAACUUUUCCCAAUGAGAGCUUGAAUUAAAUGGGUAAACUUGA
This is a messenger RNA of Drosophila serrata, 1701 nucleotides long. RefSeq lists its product as uncharacterized. Gene Ontology annotation, molecular function: zinc ion binding; ubiquitin-protein transferase activity. Gene Ontology annotation, biological process: protein ubiquitination. NCBI's taxonomy places the organism in Eukaryota, Metazoa, Arthropoda, Insecta, Diptera, Drosophilidae. The record is from RefSeq and is a predicted model, not a curated record.